GAAUCAAAUGCUUAGGAGAAUUUGGUCAUUCUGAUUCUGAUUUUAAGUCAUUUCAAUUUUUAUUCUCAUUCUAAAUCUGGUUGUAAAUCAAACAUCCCCUUAGUAAAGUCGUAGGGCUCGUACUAACAUUUUUUAAUGCGAAAAGCUAUAGAUUAUCCCCUAUGGAUAACUCAGUUUAUCAGGGAACGUGGAAAUCAAUGAUUUUCUGAGUGCAGGCAGUUUACCAGGGAAUGUGGAAAUCAAUGAUUUUCUGAGUGCAGGCAAGGUCCCCGACACCAUCAAUCUAACAAUGUUUAACAUUGAUCUCUGAUUGUAUCAUCCAGAGUGAAUUGUGCAUUAACAAUACUUUUUGUAGGUUCAAGUUAAUAAUGCAGUCAGGCCUUAGCCAAUUUGUAGCAAGCCGGAGCUGUAGCCUGACUCAAACUGCCUCUUAAUGGACCUAUUGAAGCUGGAUCUAGUCAUCUAGAUCUUAAAAUUGAAGAAAAGACUCAAGUAGCACUUUUCUAGGCAAACGGUGAAAACGAAAAUGGAACGGUGAGUGAUAAUGCUACAGCUUCAGCACUGGUAGCACUCGCUAUUCCACGCUACGGAAGAAGGAAGGGGCCAAAUGGACCUUCCUUUCCCGGUACUCCUACAAAUCCCAAUCCCAACAGUGAAGCGAACAGGAAAUUCGAUCCCGUGGCCUAACCCCUGCACCAAACGACCACCGAAGAGAACAUCUCGGCCCUAUUCGACGCGCGUCACGGCCAUCUCCACCACCGCCCCUUCUCCAGUGGAGUUGGAGAACAGGAAGUACGACCUCCUGAGAGCUGUCCACGACACGCAGCGCGGCCUCGUCACCACCGCCGACCAACGCUCCUCCAUCGAGGAGGCCUUGGUGCGCGUGGAAGGAUAUGAUGCCGGCUCGCCGGUGGACCUAUCGAAGCUUGACGGCACAUGGCGGCUCAAUUACACCUCGGCUUCCGAUGUUCUUGUCCUCUUCGAGGCUGCCGCCAGGCUCCCUUUCCUUCAGGUGGGACAAAUUUUUCAGAAGUUUGAAUGUAAGGAUCGGUCUGAUGGAGGAAUUGUAAGGAAUGUUGUGCGCUGGAGCAUUCCAACCCUAUUAGAGGAGCAAGAGGGUGCAACACUGUUGGUCUCUGCAAAAUUUUCUGUUCUUUCUAAGCGCAACAUCUAUCUUCAGUUUGAAGAGGUUGCUGUUGAAAAUAUCAAGAUUAGUGAAGAGCUGCAAGCAUUGAUAGCUCCAGCUCUUCUUCCUCGUUCUUUUCUAAACCUACAGAUUUUGCAGUUCCUUAGGACUUUUCGAGCUCAGGUGCCAGUGACAAGUCCAGAAAGUGGGAGACGAUCACCCGGAGGGUUGUAUUAUCUAUCAUAUGUGGACCGUGACAUGCUUUUGGGCCGCUCUGUUGGGGGUGGUGGGGUUUUUGUUUUCACCCGAGCACAAUCUCUUGCAUCAUAGUGAAUUGGCUUUUCCUUCCAAAAUUUCCAAGGACAUACAAGCAUAAAUGCAUGGUUGACAGUUAAUAAUAUCAAUGGAAUUUAUGCUGUCAGGCUGAUGUUAGAUUUACAACCA
Messenger RNA from Elaeis guineensis (African oil palm), 1570 nucleotides. The record is from RefSeq and is a predicted model, not a curated record. Lineage: Eukaryota; Viridiplantae; Streptophyta; Magnoliopsida; Arecales; Arecaceae.